AUGAACAACGGUCUACGGGAUAAAUUAUUGGAACCAUUGCUCUGCAUUCAAAAAACGGCGCUAGAUGCUGUUCAGCUAGCUCCAACAACAAUGCUUUUCGACGUUGCCGUGGUGCUAAUACUCCUCAUUACGCUCGUUUCUCUUUUGCUUUACUGUUGCGUAAUUGCAAUAAUGUGGCGCAAUCGGAAAUCGAGUCGCUACAAGACUUUUUUCUUCAAAACUUUAUGGAAUGAGAGCUUCAUCAACUCCUUCACUAUCAUAUUCUUCCUAACAACUAUGUAUAUAAGAUGCUACGGCGCAACGAGUUCUGUAUUCCUUUUCUUGAAUCGCUACUCAUGGUGGACAAAAUUUGCGCAAAUCACUCAAGAGCAGAUUAUGUAUACGCAAACCAUGAACGUAUUUCUAACAGUUGGAGGCCGAUUCUGUACUGUAUGCUUACCACAUUCACAAAUUACUUAUGUAAGUUAA
Messenger RNA from Cylicocyclus nassatus, 468 nucleotides. The record is from the annotation of a GenBank genome assembly. NCBI's taxonomy places the organism in Eukaryota, Metazoa, Nematoda, Chromadorea, Rhabditida, Strongylidae.